AUGUCUUCCUACGGACAGCUGAUCAGCUCCCGCUGCUACAACCCCUGUGAGGUGACCUGCCCGCGGCCAUAUGCCGAUGCCUGGAACGAGCCCUGCGUGACAUCCUGCGGUGACUCCAGAGCCGUGGUCUACCCACCCCCAGUGGCCAUCACCUUCCCCGGACCCAUCCUCGCCUCGUGCCCCCAGGAGAGCUACGUGGGCACCUCAGAACCCCAGUGCAUUGGCGGCCCAUACACUGCCGGCGGCUACCUGGGGUACAGAGGCUCAGUGGGCACCGGGUACUCCUACCCCUCCUAUUCCCGUCAGCUCAACAGAUACCGCUAUGGAGGCUGUGGGCCAUGCUAA
This is a messenger RNA of Alligator mississippiensis (American alligator), 345 nucleotides long. Its product is annotated as beta-keratin-related protein-like. Gene Ontology annotation, molecular function: structural constituent of cytoskeleton. Gene Ontology annotation, cellular component: intermediate filament. The coding region runs from base 1 to 345 and encodes 114 amino acids. Lineage: Eukaryota; Metazoa; Chordata; Crocodylia; Alligatoridae. The transcript has a single exon. The record is from RefSeq and is a predicted model, not a curated record.